CGGGCGGCGGAGCGCGCCCGGCGGCGGGAGCGGCGCUGGCCAUGGGACGGGACGGGGCGCUGCCCCAGCGGGGACCUGUGUCACCAGUGUGAGAGAGGAAUCUCCCAAGUACACUGUGGAUUUUUUCUCUGCACAUGCUACUGGAUUAUCUAUCUUUUACUGACCCACCCAAAAAGAGAGAAAAAGGGUCAAUCAGAAAUUGUUGACUUGUCACUUCUGUCAUAAAACUGACUGGAUUUUAUGGCCUCUGCUGGAGAAGCUACCUGGACCAUUGGAAAUGGAGCAGCUUGUGCUGCAUCUCUUCUGGGCAUGGAAUAUGAGCAUCGAGGUGCCUUAAGUUAAACCAUAUGCAAGUUGCACUAGUUGUUGUAACUGUACUGCUGAAACUACUCCAGGCUUCGCCGGGGCUUUCCAAGGCAGUAGCUCUUCACACAGUUUGGAUGUUUCCAAUAGACAUUUGAAUGUUUUCAUCCAGUCUGGUGUGGCUGUGAAAAGUGAGCUUUUCCCUGUGAAGUUCAUGGUGAGUUUUGCAGCCUCACUUCCCGGCGUGGUCUGUGCUAUGGCAGCGACCUACAGGCUGAUGGUGACUUCAGUGAACUGCUACAGCAGCGUGGUGGUAGAGCAGCACUCCCAGCACACCGUGCACUACUGCACAGGCUCCUGCCAGCUCCUCAGGCAGGGACUCGCCUGCAUAGUUGCUCACCACAGUGUCUGUGCAGAGCUCAGUGUCCAAGAUGCCAACCUGGACCAUAAAAUUCCUGUUCCUGAAAAUGGUCUUGCCUUGGCUGGAAAUGAGGACUAUCACCAAAUCCUCCCAAAUAAUCCAAGAAUCAAGAAGGGCUUUUCAGUGCAAACCUCCAGCAGUUUAAAAGACAUUACUGGUGAGGCAAUAAACCUUGCCAGUGGUAAAAUAAAGGAAUUCUCCUUUGAAAAGCUCAAAAACUCUUCCAGUCAUGUGGCCUACAGAAAGGGAAGAAAAGUUCGGUCAGAAUCUUUCAGCAGACGAUCCUUUGAUUUUGACUUGAUUUGUGGGCACUUUAACAAUGAUGAGAACUGCCCUCCAUGUGGCUUUUUUCAGAGUCCCUCACCUGUGGAGAAAUGGCAGGAGAGCAGUGAUGCUCGAGAAGUCACCAUGAAUUCUGUGGUUCCCUUCUGCCCUCCUUCCUUCCCUGAAGAAAACCUCAUUACCCAGAUUUUAGAAAAACACAAGCUACAUGGUUCUUCUGGUGGGGAUAUUAAGGUGUGCCUGGACAUCCUGCUCAAGUGCUCAGAGGAUCUGAAAAAGUGCACGGACAUAAUCAAACACUGCAUCAAGAAGAAGUCUGCAGAUGUCGGUGGAGGGAACAGCAAUGUUCCCCUGGCUAAUUCAGAGAUGAUGUACAUGAAUCUGAUGACAAGAUUUUCUUCCUACCUGAAAAAGUUGCCCUUUGAGCUGAAGACAGCGGGGCAGAGGGAAGCGAGUGACUGGGCCGAGCUGAUGAACUGUUUCCAUGGCUUGCAGCAAACUCCCUUUCCCCUGGUAUUUGGUGAUGAGCAGCCACCCAGGUAUGAAGAUAUUAUUCAGUUGCCAUCCUCAAGUGCAGUUCCUCUUGUUCUACCAGGUCAGGGUGAGGUGACAAGCACCUCCCAGUCCAUCCAGACAGGUACUGUGAGCUUCACCUCCAGCUCCCUGCCUGCUGUCCCUGCAGAGAGCAGCGUGAGAGCGGUGAAAGAUGCUCUACCUCAGUCACCAGCCCCGAGCCCCUGCGACUGCACAUCUGCCACUGAGGCGCUGUACAUCGAGGAGGAGUCUGAUGGGGACAGAACAGCAGAGACAGAGAAGAAGGCAGAGCAAAAGGGGGGCUGGCAGAGCCUGGAGCGCAGCUACCAGCGAGCUGCUGGUUCAGACCUUGCUGCUGAUGCUAAAGCAGAGCAGGCCAGGGCAGAAGAUGGUCCCGAGCAAACUGCUCCUUUAAAACCAGUGUCAGACCCUGUGUUGUGUGGUGCCCAAGCUGCUGUCCCCAAAGGGGCCCAGACAUGCAGUAGGGUGGACAAGGAGGAGAUAGACAAACUGCUGCUGGACUUGGAGAGCUUCUCACAGAAAAUGCAGAGUACUCUGAGGGAACCCUCUCGGAAGGAGAACGAACCUGCCUCGCUGCAGGUGUCUGGCAGGCAGGGUAGGCAGGCUCCACCUCUGGUUCUUGAACCCAAAAGUAAACCUGCUGAUCCCCCCUCUUCUUUGUCAAAAAUCAUGGAACCCAAUGGUCAUAAAAUGGAAGAGGAUGACAGAGCCCUUUUACUGCGUAUCCUGGGAAGCAUUGAGGACUUUGCCCAGGAGCUGGUGGAAUUCCAGACAGGCAAGGGAAGUUUGUCCAAGGAGAGGGAAGUGAUGCAAAUUCUCCAGGAAACUUUAGCAACUCCUUCACAGUCCCUGCUUGCAGGGCAAAAAAGCCAUGCUGGGGCUGCCUCCAGAGACUCUGUUCCAGCUUCAAUUCAGCAGGUCCCAGAAAUAAUAAAGGUUCAAAGCAAACAAGAGAAGAAGGCAGGAACUUCAUCCCCAGCCCCCCUGCAGCCUGUGGUUAGCACUUGCACUCCUCUGCCUGUGAAUAAAGCCACCAGCAGUACCCCUGUGCCCAUAAACAUUCCACGUUUCUACUUCCCUAAAGGACUCCCAAAUGUCUGCACUAACCAUGAAGAAAUCAUUGCCAGGAUUGAAGAGGCCUUUACAGAGUUUGAAGAUGGGAAAGCAAACAUCUGUGAAAUGGGGAAAAUUGCUAAGAUCUGUGGCUGCCCACUCUACUGGAAAGCACCUCUGUUCACUGCAUCUGGGGGAGAGAGGACAGGACGUGUCUCUGUGCACUCCUUUGUGUCCAUGUGGAGAAAAAUCCUGCGGAGCUGCCACGACGAUGCCGCCAGGUUCACUUCCCUUCUGGCAAAGCCUGGCUGUGACUGCCUGCGACAGGAGGACUUCAUCCCGCUGCUGCAGGAUGUGGUAGAAACUCAUCCUGGCCUCACGUUCCUGAAGGACGCUCCGGAGUUCCACUCCCGGUAUAUUACAACGGUUAUCCAGAGGAUAUUCUACACAGUCAAUCGAUCCUGGUCGGGGAAGAUCACGCUAACAGAGCUGAGGAAAAGCAACUUCCUGCAAACUCUUGCUCUCUUGGAAGAAGAGGAUGACAUAAAUCAGAUUACAGAUUACUUCUCCUAUGAGCACUUUUAUGUCAUAUACUGCAAAUUCUGGGAGCUGGAUACUGACCAUGACCUUUACAUCAGCCAGAAGGACCUGGCUAGGUACAGUGAUCAAGCUUUGUCAAACAGGAUCAUUGAGCGGAUAUUCAGCGGUGCUGUGGUGAGAGGCACUGAAGUUCAAAAGGAAGGGCGCAUGAGUUACGCAGAUUUUGUGUGGCUCCUGAUUUCAGAGGAAGACAAAAGGAGUGCUACAAGCAUCGAGUACUGGUUCCGCUGCAUGGACCUGGAUGGGGACGGGGUGCUGUCCAUGUACGAGCUGGAAUACUUCUAUGAGGAGCAGUGUGAGCGCAUGGAGGUGAUGGGCAUAGAGCCUCUGCCCUUCCAGGACCUGUUGUGCCAGAUGCUGGACCUCGUUAAGCCAGAGAGGGAAGGAAGAGUAACCUUGCGAGACCUGAAGAGGUGCAGAAUGGCUCAUGUGUUCUUCAACACCUUCUUCAAUUUAGAGAAAUAUCUGGACAAUGAACAGAGGGAUCCCUUUGCUGUGCAAAAGGACAUGGACAGCGACAGCCCCGAGCCCUCAGACUGGGACAGGUAUGCGGCUGAGGAGUACGAGAUCCUGGUGGCCGAGGAGUCUGGCAAUGAGCAGCUCCAGGAGGGAUCAUGUGAAGAUGACUAUGACACAGAUGAAGUCUUACCUCCCCCUGAAACUGGAGACAAGUCAGACAAGCUAAUUAUCUCAGAUCUCUGAGCAUAGAGAAGUGGAAGACAGCCCAUGUCUUUCAAACUGGAUAGCAUUCAGUCCCAAGGCACUUGGGGGUUUUCCUUAAAUCUGUCAUUGGAACAAUGUGCUUAAUUUUGUACACUGAAACUUGAGACCCCUUUUUGUCUUCCUGUGUAAUUGCAAUAAGGUAAUUUCUAUGAAAAGGCUUUUUACAAUGUGUUAUUGUGCACACUCACUGAAAAUGGUGAUUGCACCUUGUUUCAUUUAUAUAUAAAUUCUGUAAUGUCCCCAGAUGUGCAAUAAAUGCCAGCAUCUAAUGAUUGUAACAGCUGCAUGCAACAUCUAUAGUGGUCAUUUCUCAGUUCUGUGCUGUGCCACUCUGUCCCCUUGGCUUUACACCAGGAGUGACAAAGGAGCUGCCAAAUUAACUUCAACAUCUGUCUAGAAAUCUUCUAAAAUACAGGUCACAGGGAAGUUCUUUUUUUCCUUCCUGUCCUGGAAACAAAGGGAACGUGCCUGUGCAUGGGGAGAUGAAGUCCCUUUGCCCCCAGCUCUUCACUGGCUGCUGGACUGUUUCACUGCUGUGGAUCUGUGAGCAGUUUCAGAACUACACCACAUCAUGUUCUCUAGGAAUUUGAGAUAGAGUUACCUGUUCUAGUCCUGUGUCCCCUCCUGUGCUGAUCUGCCUCUGGACAGAGCUUUGUCUGUGUAGAUUUCUACUUUGCAGAAGUGUUUUGCAGAGUAUUUACAGCAAAUACAGAUCUCUGCUGUUCAGAUACUGUGUUGAGACUGCUGUGCCUGGUGUGCACCAGUUCCGUCCAUUCCUGUGUUCUCCUCUCCUGUAGCCUUCUUUAACCUCUUUAACCAAGAGACUAAGCUGAGAUAAUGAAGAAAAAAACCAACCCCCUCUUUUAACUAGUAAAGGAAUUAGUCUGUAUUAUUGCCAAAUUACUUUUUCUCCCAGGCUCAGGGAGGAAAUGCUGUAACUAAUGAAUUCUUGCUUUAAAUGCAAAAUUAAAUGGACUUUCCCCCUAGAAUCAAGUGUGAUAUCUUUGCUCUCAUCACACACUGCUGCUGCAGCUGUCCCUUCUGGCCAGCAGGGACUGUGGUUCAGCACAGGGGUGAUUAGAACAAAUUCUUAAUUUUAGCCCUCAUAUAUGUACAAGUAGGUCUGGGCCUUACCUUCUCAGCUGGGACAGAUCUGAGCCCUCCCAGCUGUUCCCAGUCUGUGAUGCUGUGUGUGCCCUGUACCUCCUGCUGCCUCCCUGUGAGAGCCUCAAGCUGUGCCUGCUGCCAGAAUUCCUGGGAGAUGCCUGUUCCUGCUCCCAGCAGGCCCCUGCUGCCCUCCCUGGAGGCAGAGCACACCCGGGCACUGCAGAACUCGUGUGUCCCCAUGGACAGGACAGGACUGGAUCCCUGCAGUGCCUCCAGGGGUCAGGAUCCAAAUGAGGACCGGGCUGAUCCCUCCAGUGCAGUCUGGGCUUUUCCAGGAGCCUCUGAAGCCCAGGCCUGCCUGCUGCUGCCCAGGGGAAUGUGCUGCUGCUUCCCUGGGGUCAGAACUCUCCCAAAUCAAACUCAAGAAGAGAGAAAGGUUUCAGGUUGAACUGACCAGAUGUCAGGUUGAACUGACCAGACGUAUACACAUCUCCCAGGAUCCUGGACUUAGUAUUUGGGAAACUUCUGGAUGCCCACAUUGUUAGCAAAGGCCCUGCCAGUGGCCUGCAUCCCAUAGUAGCAGAUGAAGCAGGGAGCACCCUGACCAAACCAAGACAAACCCCUGGAAUGCAGCAAGCACACAGCACAUCUGGAUCCCAUCUCCAUCACUGCCAUAACCUUGAAGGAAAACCUUCCCUGGGGGUGAUUCCAUAAAUGCCCAAAUGCAGAACCACCAAGGAACUGACUGCAGGAAUGGACACAGGAUGGAGGUCCCACAGCUGCUGCUUGUAACCAGCUCCAGCCAUGUUUUCCUGAGAAGAACCUGGGCACAGCAGGAGUUCACCCUCCACUCACUGCCACAGUCCAGAGGGGCCUUUCAGUUUGAUGUCCCUUUACAUCACUCCGAAGACUAAGAUUCCUCAAAAGGAGCAAGAACCUGACCCCCUUCUAGGCUGAAAUGGAACCCUCAUGGUGCUCCAGCAGCAGCAGUACUGCAGUGGCUUGUUUGCCAGUUCUGGAAAGCCUCAGUCACCCACCACUUCAGGGUCCUUCUUAUCUGCCUUUUGCAGAGGGCCUUUAAUUCAACUCAUCCCUGAAUUCAGGCUCCCACCUCACACCCCACCAGCCUGAACUGGUGCCUUUCUUUGCAGAAGUCAGAACCCAGAGUCUGGUAAAACUCACCAGCUGCCUUCCCAAGGUUUGGUUAAAUAAAUGGAGACAGGAAGCUGAUAGCUGCUCUGCUGAGCCCAAACCCAGCCCCUCUCUCCUUCAAGCAGACAUCCAGUACUGAUACAACAACAGAGAGUGAGUCCAAACCCAAUCCACUAAUCCAUGCUUUCUGGCAGGUCAACACAAGCUAAUCUAACCCUCCCCCCCCUCCACCCCCCCAGUUUACAGCAAAUAUUUUGCAUACAAGCUGCAGAAGCCACUGCUACUGUGGUGGCAGUGCAAAAUCUGCAGUAAUAUUCCAGGAAUGGAAAUCCAUUCUCAGUCCUAAAGUACUUGAAAAUAACUACAAUUCAGCAGGCACAUGUGCAUUAAUAGAGGAGGUGUUCUACACCCCACUCGUGACUUAGCCCUACCCACAGCUGCUCUGGCUGGAAGGUUUGUAACUCUGCAGGAUUUAAGUGAGGUAAAUUUGGGAACUUUUGGCCUACUUCUUUCUUUUUCCUGAGAUAGUCAAGGGUGCUUGUGUCCAGCCAGCAGAGCUGCUCAGCUGCAAUGGAGCAGCCCCAGAAUCCCUGCCCAAAAGGUUUGCAGGAGUCCCUUGGCUCUGGGCUCUGCCUCCUGACUCCAUGUCAAUGCCAGUUCAGAUGUUGCAUCCUGGGAAGGACAAAUCCUGCAAUUUUUAAGUGCACAUCUAGCUCACACUGAAGGCUUUUUCCUUACAAGUAGUCAGAAAAGUGAGUAAAAUUCAGUUUUGCAUGAUAAAAAUAUGAUUGUACUUAUUUGUUCUCUCUAGUCUGCUUUUGUCUAGCAAAUUGAAGCCCUGUGUUCUUACAAACCCCUUGCUUUUUACUGUUGUAUCACAAAUAUUUUCUCUCUGCAGUACUAAGAUGGGAGGUAUGGCUCAGUAUUGCUGCUGGAAUGGUACUAGUUGGAUUUUCUCUCAGUAGUACUUGCUGCAUCCCAGUUUUUGGCAGUGAACCCUGGGCACUGCUCCAGCUCCCCUCCUGCCUCCGAGAGGCAAGUGCUGCAGAACAGACAUGGGCAGCAGAAGAGGGACUGCAAAGCUUUCCUGCUCUCCUGAACCAAGGAUUUAACGAAGCUGACUCAAGACACUCUCACCAAGGUACUGGGCUUAGUUUCUAAAAGCAAAAUAGUCCUGAAAGACCAACCCUAAGUUCACUGAAAUAUCAUUGUAACAGUAUGGAUUUGGAGUCUCUAGAUCAGUAUCUUAGGUCUAUGCAAACAAAACUGAACCUCAGGGAUGAGCACAAGCUACUGUAAGAAAAACAUAAACAGAGCUUCCCCUUGUGUGCUCAUCUUCUCACUGUAUCACUGGGUGAGGGGGUUAGAAACUGAAUAUUUAAUAAUAAUAACAAAGGUUCUCAUACUUUGUAAAAGUAGUUUUGGAGACAUUUUGUGGUGGCAUGGUUUGCUCUUUGUAUUUUUACUUUAUAUUCUUUUUUGGCAAAUAAAGGACUUUUGAAUUUAAAAAGGAAAA
Taeniopygia guttata (zebra finch) is the source of this 7712-nucleotide messenger RNA. RefSeq names its product protein phosphatase 2 regulatory subunit B''alpha (gene PPP2R3A). Gene Ontology annotation, cellular component: protein phosphatase type 2A complex. Gene Ontology annotation, molecular function: protein phosphatase regulator activity; calcium ion binding. The record is from RefSeq and is a predicted model, not a curated record. NCBI's taxonomy places the organism in Eukaryota, Metazoa, Chordata, Aves, Passeriformes, Estrildidae. Gene Ontology annotation, biological process: protein dephosphorylation.